CUCCACUGCUUUCCUAGUGGUUGCGCAAGUUUUGCGUGUGCCGCCGGCUGGUGACUGCAGCAGAAGCCCAGAGAAUUCUGCUGAAAUUUCCCUUCACUGGAACAAGCCUAGUGUUUAGCAAAUUUGGUUUAUAUAAUACGGCUUUAUAAAAACCUGUGUUUCAGUUAGGCGGACACGAUAAAAAAGGGACAGGUUUAACGGAACCAUCAGUUGGGGGGUCGUAUAAUUUUCUGUGUCAUUUUCUUUACUGAAGGUGACAGUAAUAUUAUAACGCGAGGACGGUAGCAUCCUCCCAGCUUCAUUCAUUAUGUCAGUGGUAGGCAUUGAUGUGGGCUUCCAAAACUGCUACAUUGCUGUUGCCAGGAGCGGUGGCAUUGAAACAAUUGCUAAUGAAUACAGCGACAGAUGUACGCCGGCAUGUGUGUCUCUGGCAUCCAAAAACCGCUCGAUUGGAAAUGCAGCAAAGAGCCAGAUGAUAACAAACUUCAAGAACACAGUCCAUGGAUUUAAGAAGUUCCAUGGCCGAGCAUUCGACGACCCCAUUGUGCAGGCAGAGAGAUCUAAGGUUCCCUACACCCUGCACAAGAUGUCCAAUGGCAAUGUUGGAAUCAAGGUGAGGUAUCUGGAUGAGGACAGAGUGUUCACCAUCGAGCAGGUGACAGCGAUGCUGCUGACAAAAUUGAAGGAGACUUCUGAGAGUGCGCUGAAAAAGCCAGUGGCGGACUGUGUCAUUUCAGUUCCGAGUUUUUUCACAGACGCAGAGAGGAGGUCUGUGAUUGACGCCGCUCAGAUUGCUGGGCUGAACUGUCUUCGGCUCAUAAACGACACCACUGCAGUUGCUCUGGCUUAUGGGAUAUACAAGCAGGAUCUCCCUACCCCAGAGGAGAAGCCCCGCAAUGUCGUCUUUGUGGACAUUGGGCAUUCAUCAUACCAGGUCAACAUUGCUGCUUUCAACAAGGGCAAGCUCAAGGUCCUCGCCACCUCCUUUGAUUCCUACCUCGGAGGCAGGAACUUCGACGAAGUCUUGGUGGAUUAUUUCUGCGAGGAGUUCAAGACCAAGUACAAAAUCAAUGUGAAGGAGAACCCCAGGGCCCUGAUUCGACUCACUCAGGAGUGCGAGAAACUAAAGAAACUGAUGAGCGCCAACUCCUCCGACCUCCCGAUGAACAUCGAGUGCUUCAUGAACGACAUCGACGUGUCGGGGAAGAUGAACAGGGCUCAUUUUGAAGAACUGUGUGCUCGCUACCUGGACAGAAUUGAAGCACCUCUGAAAGUGGCGAUGGAGCAAGCUAAGCUAACACGAGAGGACAUCUACGCGGUGGAGGUGGUGGGAGGAGGGACCAGGAGCCCAGCCAUCAAGGACAGGAUCUCCAAGUUCUUCUGUAAAGACAUCAGCACCACGCUGAACGCAGACGAGGCUGUGGCACGAGGGUGUGCUCUGCAGUGUGCUAUCCUCUCUCCGGCAUUUAAAGUGCGGGAAUUCUCCAUCACAGACGUGGUGCCGUUUCCCAUUACCCUGAGGUGGAAAUCCUCAUCGGAUGAGGGGGUUGGGGAGUGCGAAGUGUUCAGCAAGAACCAUCCAGCUCCCUUCUCUAAGGUCAUUACUUUCCACAAGAAGGAGCCUUUUGACUUGGAAGCCUUUUACAGCAACCAACAAGAGCUGCCGUAUCCAGAUACUAGAAUAGGAUGGUUCACUGUGCAGAAUGUCAUUCCCCAGCCGGAUGGGGACAACUCCAAAGUGAAGGUCAAAGUUCGUGUCAACAUUCACGGGAUCUUCAGUGUGUCGAGCGCGUCUCUGAUUGAGAAGCAGAAGGGCGAAGCCGACGACGUUCCCAUGGACACUGAACCCACUGUCCAGAAUGAGGGCAAACAGGAGGAGAAGCAGCAUCCCUCUCUUCUCAUUGAAGAUGACAGCUAUAACUAUGAGGAGGAGAGUAAAAUGCAGGUGGACCAUGAAGAUGCACAGCCCAGAGAGCAGGCAGACUCAACCAACCAGCCAGGUGAGGAGGCUGGAGCUUCGAGCACUGACAACAAGGAGGGUGGCGCUGCGGAAAAACAGGAGCCGAACUCUGGGGCCUGCGCGCCCAAGGUGAAGGUCAAGAGCAUCGAUCUCCCCAUUGUGGCCAACACCAUCAGACAGCUGGGCAGGGACGUGCUGAACAGCUUUGUGGAGAAUGAGGGAAAGAUGAUAAUGCAGGACAAGCUGGAGAAGGAGCGGAACGAUGCCAAGAACGCUGUGGAAGAGUACGUCUAUGACCUCCGGGACAAGCUGUGCAGCAUCUAUGAAAAAUUCAUCAGUGAAGAUGACAGCAGCAGACUGACCCUGAUGCUGGAGGACACGGAGAACUGGCUGUACGAGGAGGGGGAGGACCAGCCCAAGCAAGUCUACGUAGACAAACUGGCUGAGCUGAAGAGAUUUGGUCAACCCAUUCAGGACCGGCACAGGGAGCAUGAGGAGAGGCCGAAGGCAUUUGAUGAACUGGGCAAGAAAAUUCAGCUCUUCAUGAAAGCAGUGGAGGCCUAUAAACAAAAGGAUGAGAGAUAUGAUCACCUGGAAGCAGCAGAGAUUGCAAAGGUGGAGCAGUGUGUCAAUGAGACGAUGAACUGGAUGAACAGCAAGAUGAACGCGCAGAGUAAGCUCACUAUAGCCCAGGACCCUGCGGUGAAAGUGACAGAAAUCAUUGCAAAAACCCAGGAUCUGGAUAGGAUCUGCAGUGCUGUUAUCAACAAGCCAAAGCCUAAAGUGGAACUCCCACCAGAUGAGAAGGACAAGAACGGUGAGGCUCAAAAUGGCCCAGUGAAUGGACAGAGCGGGCCGGAGGGCAAGACGGAGGCCAAGGGAGAAAACCCCCACCCGACAAAGCCACGUACAGGGGAAAUGGAGGUGGACUGAGACCAGCGCCCCCAAGUGUUUUCAGGAUAUCCCAUCAUCACUUUAGGUUUUAAAUCAGUUUUUAGAGCUGGUUUACAAGACACGUAUUGGGUUUGUUCUCCACGUUCUGUAUUUUAUCGGUUGUCCCGUGUUUUAGUUUCUUACACCUUUUGUUUUUGAAUUUGAAUACGUUAUUGCAGUCAGGUGUGGUUUAAGAACACGUCUAUCUGGUUCAACCAGGGUUAUCGAUGGGGGACAGAUUCUUUAGUGUUUAUAGUCAUGUCUGUUAUUGUGUUAGCCGAUACUGGAUUGGAGUGUGUAUUCUGCGAACAUUCUGCUUUAUUCAAAAACAGAUUGUUAUUCCGAAACAUACCUUUAGGCUUGUGAAAGGUAACUUUAAGACUAAGGCGUUGGAUUCUGUAAAGCCUUAGAAGUAAAUAUGUAUUGCACAUAAGAUGUUGUUGGUGAAUAAAUUAUAUUACAUGCCAUUAAAAUAAUUAAGAUAUGAGUUAAAAAAAUUAUAUAUUUAAAUUACUUUUUGAGAUACGUUUUCUGUUUUGAAUUUGUAAAUAUUAUAGUAAUUUAAAUUGGCAGUUAGUUACACAUUCGAAGAAAAGUUUAAGUGCGUAUUAACAACUGUUAUUGUGAGAAAACUAGCAACAGCAAAAUGGUUUUUGGAUUCCAGGAGAAGCCGUCUUGGUUGUGUUUUAUUGUACUGAUCCAUUCCCACAUUUACUUCGUAGAAAAUGGAGACAAUUGAAAAAAGCUGUUAUUCUGACCAAAAACAAGCACUGAACUAUGUCAAGUUCAUUUGGCGCUCAAACAAGGACAAGAGCAUAAAUUAACAUAGAAAACUGUUUCUGUGUUAUUUUCUUGUUUGUUUUCUAGCAGUUUGUUCUGUGGCAUUUCACAUUGUACUGAUAAGUUACUGCAACUAAAGGGUUUCUUAUAGCAGGUCAUAAGACUGACACACGGAGGGGAUUCUUUCAUUAGACCACUUUUCAUUUCGGUUUCCCUUUAGAUGCUGGAUUGUAAAAUAGUGCUCUGCCAUUCCUAAGAAUAUAAAUUUAAACUGUUGUGGAACAGAAACAGCUAUGGUAAUCACAUGGAUAUUUAAUAGUCUUAGCUGUUCCUUGAUUUCACUAAUUAGCGACAAUUGAGAAGGGUUCUUGACUUGCAUUGUUCCCUUCAGAAAAAGGUGAAAGAUAGAAACUUCCAUUUCAGUGUUAAAAAAACUAAAAACAAUACUUUUAUUUGAAUCCAUUGAUCAUAAUGCCCCAAAAGCUAUAGGACUGCUUUGCACAUCUGCUAUAAUACUGUAAAAGCUCACUGGAUGAGAUAACAAUGUACAUUUUGAAAAAACAAAGUGCUCUACAUCUCUGUUUUUGCUGUGAUUUCAGUGGCAGUUGAGACUGACUUGAUUUUUCUUAAAAUUAAUUAAAUAAAAAAUGUUUGGAAGUGCUGCUCCGAACCUUGGUGAAAAUCCACAAGAUUAAAAGCCAUGGUGGAAAUCAGAGAACACUUUCUAGUUCAGUGCAGCAGGUAGGGUAAAUUGGAUUGACAACUGCUUGUGAGGUCUGCAUGUUGACACGGCUUGCGAUUUAACAUGAGCAUGGAGCCUGGCAAAGCUUCCUGAAUAAUCAAGCCUGAUAAAGCCGGGCUGAUAUUCCUUAUGCACUGAUUGCAUUUGUUUGGUGAGGGAUGCGUGUUGUCAAUACCUGUCUUGUUCAGCAAAUGUACAAUGAAACUACAGUAUGUGCCCUCGAUUUCCUCACAAACCUUCUGUUACUGUGUUUGUAAAGCUAUCGACUUUUUGCAGCCAGUUCUGGAGAUAGAGAUGGAUUGGUCCGUCUUUGCAAACCAGGAUAUUUUUUUAUGUAUACUUAUGAUGCUCCUUGUGCAAAUUAAAUACAGAGCAGAAGACGGUUGUGUUUUGGUUCUGGAAGGUUCCUGUAAGAACUUUUGUUUCUUUGUUAUUCCCUUUUCAAACAUGUUAGUGGAAGUAUUUGUGAUUCAAAAUAUGGGAGGUUUGACAAAGCUUUUAGCAUUUCUAUCAAAGACUAUGACAUUCUGAGCAGUACAAUCUUGCUAGAUGCAUCAGAUGUAAGCAUUUCUUAAUUAAACUUUCAAAAAUGUUGUCUGAUAAUCUACAUUUUAUUUUAUUUUGUUCUCUUUAUAAGUAACUCAGCACUCUACAAACACAAGGUCACCAGCUUUUAGUUUAUACAAACUAUGCAUAUUCUGAUUUAAUAAAAAUUACAGUAUAAUUUCCAUGGUAGGGCAUUUAAUCUCUUUGUCUAAGUAAUUAUUUUGGCCUUAUUUGCCCAAGUAUUGCCAUUACACACUGACCCCACUUUCUAGAGUAAAUGGAUGCUGUACUGAUGCUGAGUUCCAGUAGUUUUACAUCUGUAACUGGCAGCUUUGUAUUUUCUGCUUUAAGAAAUAGUGAAAUAAAGUUUAUCAUAUUCCAUUGCAGCUGUGUAACAAUUCUGUACCAAAAGGAUAAUUAAAUACAUAAAAAUGA
Molecule: messenger RNA, 5396 nt
Organism: Lepisosteus oculatus (spotted gar)
Lineage: Eukaryota; Metazoa; Chordata; Actinopteri; Semionotiformes; Lepisosteidae
Gene: hspa4l
Product: heat shock protein 4 like
Biological process (GO): protein folding
Cellular component (GO): cytosol; nucleus
Molecular function (GO): ATP-dependent protein folding chaperone; ATP binding
Source: RefSeq, a predicted model, not a curated record